AUGGUAAGGAUCAGCGUCUCACUGGUUCCACCAACACCGAACACUCACGAUGGUAAUGUUUAUGCUCGAGCGCGGCGACACCGGAGCGGGACGUGGGACUUGGUCAUUGAGGACGAUGAAGUCGUAUACCAGCGCAUGUCUGGCGACGACCUGCCACCCGAAGUCUUCGUGCCGAAAUACUUUAGAUUCCACGCAGAAUCAAAGAUCGAAAUCGAGCGCUUCAAGAAAGGCUGGCGAGUACGAUUCCUCAACUGCGGUUCCAUCACCAAAGCAGCUAUCAAGGGAAACCUUCCAGGCGAUCCGAAACGGGAGUUCAUCAAGGAUACGUCUUAUUACGCGCUAUACCCGCCGUCGGCUGACUUCGAGCACGAGGAGUACGAUGCUGGCAGUGAAGACGAGGAUGAGGAUGAGGAUGGGGACGACGAUGGCGAGGUGAAUGUCGCGAGGCGGAGCAGGCGAGAGAAACACCGAGACCGUAAGACAUAUCCAACAUGGAGGCCGGAAGUUGCAAAGCACAACAAGGAUGACUGGGAGGAGUUUGUGGAGGGACUGAAGCGCAUUGUUGAGGAGGCGGGUGGUGUGUUCAGCAUGCUCGGUUGA
Messenger RNA from Alternaria incomplexa, 600 nucleotides. RefSeq lists its product as uncharacterized. Lineage: Eukaryota; Fungi; Ascomycota; Dothideomycetes; Pleosporales; Pleosporaceae. The record is from RefSeq and is a predicted model, not a curated record. The transcript is spliced from 4 exons. The coding region runs from base 1 to 600 and encodes 199 amino acids.